ACCCGGUUUUGGACACACGUAUAAACAAAGAAAAAUAAACAACGGAAUCCACCAUCAUCAGUUCAUCAAUAUUCAUCAUCAUAAAGAAUAAAAAAGAAAAAGCAUGUGGGAGCAACACUACACUACAAACUUGUCACCUCUCAAAAAUAUCAUGUAUUCAUGAACCAUUAACCAUUUUUCAAAAUUAAUUUUCGUGCUUUAAUUUAAUUUUAUCAAUACAGGGUUGAUGAUAUAUUUGUAAGCUUGAUUUUUCAGCUUCAAUUUCAAGUAGAAGAUUUUAGUCUCUGCCUAACUGUGUUAAUAUUUGACUUGAAUUCUGGGGUUUGGUAGUUGCUUUUCCUUUGACUGUUUGAGCUAGAAACGAGAUUAUUUAUCUUGGUACAGUAGUUUGAAUUGUGUAAUUGAUGAUUGAAUUUGUUGGGUUUUCUGGAUUUUUGUUGACUAGGGGCUUCUGCAAUUUUGAUUGCCAACUUUUUCAGUAUCAUUGAUUGCUGAAAUGGGCACUUCUGAAAGGUGAGUUCUUGAAAUUGAAAUUUGGGGAUUUUGAGUAAAUUGAUAAGGGGGAUUUGUAAGAAUUGAGAAUUUAGGUUUUGUUCUGUGAUAUUAGAGCAAAAUUAUGGAGAAAGUGGGGAAUCUAGGGGGUAAAACAAUGGAGAAGCAAUCGAGUUUUCGACGGGUGAUAGAGAAACAAGUUAGCUUUCGAAAUGUGGGGGAGAAACCUGAGAGUUCUGGCAAAACCAUGGAGAAAAAUGGGAGUUUCCGAGGCAGUGUAAUGGAGAAACAGAAGAGUUUUCGUGGGUUGUUGGAGAAACAGAAGAGUUUUCACUUGAAAAUGGAGAGGCAAUUCAGCAUUGGUGGCAAUGAGAAGAGGAAAAGCAAAGAAUCCCCUGGAAAACGAGGCGAUUCGCCCCUUCAUUUGUUUGCAAGAGCUGGUAAUCUGAGUAAAAUCAAAGAGAUGUUUCAGAAUUGUGAGACUAGUGAUUGUAGGAAUUUGCUUUGUAAGCAAAACCAGGAAGGAGAAACACCUCUUUAUGUUGCUGCUGAGAAUGGGCAUGCUUUGGUGGUAGGCGAAUUUUUGAAGUAUUUGGACUUGGAUACAGCAUCAAUAGGGGCUAGGAGUGGAUAUGAUCCUUUUCAUAUUGCUGCAAGACAAGGUCAUAUUGAGGUGCUGAAAGAAUUCCUCUGUACAUUCCCAAACUUGGCAAUGACAACCGAUCCUUCUAACACAACAGCAUUACACACAGCUGCUACUCAAGGAAACAUUGAUGUUGUUAAUCUUCUCUUAGAAACUGACUCAAACCUCGCUAAGAUAGCCAGAAAUAAUGGUAAAACAGUCCUCCAUUCUGCAGCAAGAAUGGGGCAUUUAGAAGUGGUCAAGGCCCUCUUACAAAAGGAUCCAAGUAUUGGCUUUAGAGUUGAUAGGAAGGGUCAAGCAGCACUUCACAUGGCUGUGAAAGGGCAAAAUCAAGAUAUUGUUAUUGAACUGCUUAAACCUGAUCCAUCCAUCUUGAGUCUGGAAGAUAACAAGGGAAACACAGCGUUACAUAUUGCGGCAAAGAAGGGUCGUGCUCAGAUUGUUAGUAGCCUUAUACAGUUUGACGGCAUAAACAUCAAUGCAAUCAAUAAAGCUGGGGAGUCUGUGCUUGAUAUUGCUGAAAAAAUUGGACCCCCGGAGCUUGUUACAGUAUUAAGAGAAGCUGGGGCACUCAGUUCAAAAGAACUUGGGAAGCCUCCAAGCACAGAAAAGCAACUAAAACAAACCGUGAGUGACAUCAAACACAACGUGAAGUCCCAGCUGCAACAAACCCAUCAAACUGAUGUUAGGGUCCAAAAGAUAGCGAAAAAGCUCAAGAAACUCCAUACCAACGGCUUGAACAAUGCAAUAAACAAUGCUACAGUUGUUGCUGUUCUCAUUGCAACUGUUGCUUUCGCGGCUAUCUUUCAAGUUCCUGGCCAAUAUCUAGAGCAAAAGGAGCCUGGGGCUUCUCUUGGGCAAGCUUAUAUUGCCAAUAAUAAGGCAUUCAUUAUAUUCUUUGUGUUUGACAGUGUGGCGUUGUUCAUCUCCCUUGCUGUUGUUGUAGUCCAAACAUCUGUGGUUGUUAUUGAGCAGAAGGCAAAAAGGCAGCUCAUGUUUGUGAUAAACAAACUAAUGUGGGUGGCUUGUGUCUGUAUCUCAGUUGCCUUCAUGUCUCUAUCUUAUGUGGUGGUGGGCCCGCAUGGGAGGUGGCUCGCUAUAUGGGCGACAGUCAUUGGAGCUGUGAUUAUGAUCCCAAUCCUUGGCUCUAUGUUCUAUUGUGUGAUUGUGCAUAGGUUGAGUGAUUCUAAAUCCAGAAGAUUAAAGAAAGCUGAGAGCAAGUCACAUUCCUAUUCUAUGUCAGUGGCUGAAUCAGAUCCAGAAUUCUUGAGCACUGAAUAUAAGAGAAUGUAUGUACUUUGAGAAAUUCAGAAGAUCAAAUCCUGGAAAAUUAGCUAUGUAUAAUUUUGUAUAAUUAUGUUGGAUCAUCUUGUAUUAAGCAACGAUCCAUUUCAUUAGCCUGACAAAGGACCUGUUUCAGGUCGAGGGGAACAGUUAGAUCACUUGGCUGUAAUGUAAUCACUUUUUCGAUGCAAGUAAAUCUAUUGCUGUUCAUCUGUUUUGAUGGCAGUUUAUUGUCAAUACAAUCUUCUUGUUUGUUGUA
Spinacia oleracea (spinach) is the source of this 2678-nucleotide messenger RNA. Its product is annotated as ankyrin repeat-containing protein At5g02620. NCBI's taxonomy places the organism in Eukaryota, Viridiplantae, Streptophyta, Magnoliopsida, Caryophyllales, Amaranthaceae. Gene Ontology annotation, cellular component: plasma membrane. The record is from RefSeq and is a predicted model, not a curated record. Bases 617 to 2437 code for a protein of 606 amino acids. Gene Ontology annotation, molecular function: protein binding. The transcript has 3 exons.